This is a messenger RNA of Manis javanica (Malayan pangolin), 634 nucleotides long. NCBI's taxonomy places the organism in Eukaryota, Metazoa, Chordata, Mammalia, Pholidota, Manidae. The record is from RefSeq and is a predicted model, not a curated record.
CUUGAGUUUCCUGCCUGGGGGAAGGGGCAGGCGCAGAUAAAAGGCAUGCAGAGGACCCGGGGAAGCCACAGUGCCUUGGCGCUUCAAAUCCCCGCGCCUGCUCGCUUCCCUCUCGCCGCGCUCUGCUCGCCACCAUGAGACUCCCGCCCCGCCGCGCCGCCUGCAUCCCCGGCACGCCCGCCUCGCUGUGCGUGCUGGUCCUGCUGUUGCUCCUGCUGACGCCGCGGGGUCCCCUCGCCAGCGCUGGUCCUGUCGCGGUCAUAGUGAGAGAGCUGCGUUGCCUGUGUUUAACCACCACACCGGGGAUUCCUCCCAAAAUGGUCAGUAAUCUGCAGGUGAUCGCCGCGGGACCGCAGUGCCCCAACGUGGAAGUGGUAGCCACCCUGAAGAACCAGAGGGAAGUCUGUCUGGACCCAGAAGCCCCGUUGGUGAGGAAGAUCAUCCAAAAAAUUUUGCACAGGUACCUGUCCCUUUGAUCUUUGUAGUUUCUUACCUUCUUUUGGUGCAGACUUCUCAAGGUCCUGAUUUUCUGCAUGGAAUUUGGCCAUCACAUUCCAGACCACACUUAGAAUGAAAAGACUUUUUAGAAGAGAAGAAAGUUGUUCUGAAAUGCCCUAGAAAAACCCGUAUCAUU